This is a messenger RNA of Tripterygium wilfordii, 375 nucleotides long. Its product is annotated as protein NYNRIN-like. Gene Ontology annotation, biological process: DNA integration. Bases 1 to 375 code for a protein of 124 amino acids. Gene Ontology annotation, molecular function: nucleic acid binding. Lineage: Eukaryota; Viridiplantae; Streptophyta; Magnoliopsida; Celastrales; Celastraceae. The record is from RefSeq and is a predicted model, not a curated record. The transcript has a single exon.
AUGGGGGAAAUGUGUGCUCAAUAUGCCAAAGGUUGUCAAGCUUGUAAAAGAUAUGGACUCAUUCAAAGAGCACCUGCCAAAGAGAUGGCACUCAUCAUCAAACCACGACCAUUUAAAGGAUGGGUGAUAGAUUUGAUAGGGAAAAUAUACCCACCUUCAUCCAAACACCACACAUUCAUUAUUGUGGCCAUAGACUUUUUCACAAAAUGGGUUGAGGCUAUACCCUUGGAAGAAAUAGCCCAAGAGAAUGUGAUUGAAUUUAUUAAAAACCAUAUUAUCUAUAGAUUUGGAAUUCCCCAAACUAUAAUGGUUGACCAUGGCACUUCUCCGAAUGGGGAAAGAGUAAAGGCUUUGUUGGAAGAAUUUGGUAUGUAG